AUGACUGAUCAAAAGGUUUCACUUUCCCGUAUUUUCAAACAAAAGCUAUUGAAAAAGAAUGAUAUCGACAUAACCGAGUUCAAUGUCACUGAAGCUAUUCAUCAUGAAGUACAAACUUUAGCACAAGAAGGGCUCAAAGAGAAAGACCUAGUCGAGAGUUUGCCCGGACAGCCAAGUAAGGCUAGAUUUAAACAAUAUGCAGGAUAUGUCACUGUUGAUCAAAAGGCCGGCCGAGCCUUCUUUUAUUAUUUUGUGGAAGCUCAACAUUCUCCAGAUAAAUCGCCCCUUCUUCUCUGGCUCAAUGGAGGUUCAUGGACCUGGAUGUUCUUCUUUAGAUUUCCAGAAUAUAAAGAUAGGGAGUUUUAUAUUGCUGGUGAAAGUUAUGCUGGACAUUACGUGCCUCAGCUAGCGCAAACUAUUAUGCAUCAUAAUAAGAGGCCUAACAACACUAUCAUCCAUCUUAAAGGAGUCAUUAUUGGAAACGCUGUAAUUGAUGACGAGGCGGACACCAUAGGACAAUGGGAAUAUGUUGGAAGUCAUGCUUUGAUCUCAGAUGUUACCACAAGUAAAGCUCUAAAAUAUUGUAAUUUUUCUCACUUAGCAACCACACAACCUCGUGAAUGCGAAGAAGCUGUUGAAGAAUCUGGCAAAGAGAUUGGUAACAUUGAUUUCUACAAUAUUUAUGCUCCUUUAUGCACAAAACCCAGCCUCACGAAGAAGAUUUCA
Molecule: messenger RNA, 726 nt
Organism: Striga asiatica
Lineage: Eukaryota; Viridiplantae; Streptophyta; Magnoliopsida; Lamiales; Orobanchaceae
Source: the annotation of a GenBank genome assembly